This is a messenger RNA of Dromiciops gliroides (monito del monte), 2121 nucleotides long. It is a transcript of the gene CNBD2, whose product is annotated as cyclic nucleotide binding domain containing 2. NCBI's taxonomy places the organism in Eukaryota, Metazoa, Chordata, Mammalia, Microbiotheria, Microbiotheriidae. Gene Ontology annotation, biological process: spermatogenesis. The record is from RefSeq and is a predicted model, not a curated record. Gene Ontology annotation, molecular function: cAMP binding.
UCCACUCUGGGCACUUGGUUCUUCAUCUGUAAGAUGAUUGCAAGUUGAUUGAUGUCUACGGAUGAACCAAAACUGAAGUACUCACCGCCAGACUGGCUUAAGCUCUCCUACUCUGGUGAUCUGUUGGGAAAUAGCUGCUUUUGUGACCUCAUCAGAUUGCUUCCCUGGUGACCUUUUUGAAGGGUUAAUAGGAGGUGUGGAGCCAGGGAUAAAAGCUCUGUUCCUCAGGCUUUCUGGGGGUUAUUUGUUGUAGAUUGAAUGGGAAUGGGGGAGCAAAGGUUGGGUUCCAUCUCUGGUGACAAUGAAUUAUUCCAGAUUUUGUGUUCGAGUGCAGAAGAAGACAUGGAGGAAAAACCCAAGGUAUAUAUCUGGGGGACUUGGGAAGAGAAAAGCAGUAACACCUUACAGAAACCAUUUCAUCGCUUCAUUAAGGAGAUCAUCACCAUGAUUCGAGUGUGCAAGAUAUUUCGUCGAGGCCUCCAUGGAUUCCGGGAGUGUCAGAUCAUGCAGACCACAGACAAGGGGAACCCUAUCUUCUCUGCAUGGGAUAAAAAGAAGCAGACCAAACUGACCUUCAACUACAAUGAAUUCUUCUUCGAGCAGGGGCACUUCCCUCAAAGGGCUAUUCAAAUUACUCAGAAGAGACCAGAGUGGAGAGAAGAGAGCGAAGUCUACAACCUCUGCAAUUUCCUGCAGGUGUUGGAAAGCUUCUGGAGUUACAGCCAGCAGCUCCAGCUGCUGCUGGCCAAAGUCAUCCGCUAUGAACGGUUUGGCAGAAGACGUGUGAUCAUUAAGAAGGGGCAUAAGGGCAACAGUUUCUACUUCAUCUACUUGGGGACAGUUGCUGUGACUGCAGAUGAUGAUGGCAGCAGCGCCUUCCUAGACGCACACCCUGAAUUGCUCUAUAAGGGUUCAUCUUUUGGAGAGAUGGCUUUGUUGACUGGUUCUGAGAGGAUUGCCACUGUGGUCUGUAUGGAAGACACAGAGUUACUGGUUGUGGACAAGGAAGAUUUCUUUGGUAAUAAGAUGGAUGAGGAGGUGAAGAAGGAAUUUCAAUUUCGGUUUAAUUUCUUCAGGGAGCACAAUCUCUUUAAGACGUGGUCUGAUGAGAGCCUCAAGAAAGUGGCAAGUUAUUGCAAAGUGGAGAAGUUCCCACUUGGGCAGCUGAUAACUCGGAAUGUGACGGAAUCUGGCUUCAUCAUGUUUGUUACAGAGGGCCUAUGCGACAUCAUCCGGCUGUUGGAUCUUUCGACUUGUCUCUCCUACUACAAGUGGAUAUGGCAGCACCUGACACCAGUAGAUCACAGUCUUCUGGAUGCUCGGAACUUUGAAAGCUCUCCCCGGAAGAGGUUUAAAGAUUUUCAGCUCAAAUCCUACCCAGUACUGGACUUCAGUAAUCUGAAAAUGGCACAUCUGGAGAAGAUUAGGCAGGAAGAAAAGUCUGACAGUCCCAAAGAGGAUAAAUGCACGAAUUCACAGAACAAAUACUUUAGGAUUGGCUCUGGCUCCUGCCCUGUCUCUAGCCCUAUGGUGAUGACGGAAUUUGGACCACUCCCAAAGGAUGCCGUGGUGGGAGUCUAUGUGAAGGUUCACACCGUGGAGUCAGGCAAUAUUUUGGGCCUGCACCAACACCUCAUUCCUGACAAUUUGCAGGAUAAGCGAAGCUGGAUCUUGGUGAGCCGAGGAGCCACAAUUAUUCGUUUUAAAAAGGACAUAUUCGAUGAAUUCCUGGAUGCGGAAACCAAAGGAAAACUGAAAGAAUUGGAGAUUGCCUAUCCCAGUGACAACACCAUGUGCCAGAAGAUCCUAAGGGAGAAUUCGUGGAACAUUUUCCGGAAGGAUCUCCUGAAAAUCUUGACAAAAUUUCCCCCCUACGAAAUGUUCACUGCAUUCCGGACCCGAAAAAAGUGCCUCUAUUCACCUCUGUCUGGGGUUCUAGACCUGAAGAGUUUAGGGAAGAAGCCACGGGGCUCAUAUCCCAUCUUUAAUGCAAAAGUAGAGCCUUCUCCAAAAAAGAUCCUCCCUCCAUUGAGAGUGGUAGAGAGCAUCUCUAUUCCCAGGUAUCGACUGAAGGAACUCAUGCCUAGGUAUCGUAGUCCUGGCAUUCUCCUCCAAAGCUGA